This is a messenger RNA of Bolinopsis microptera, 808 nucleotides long. RefSeq lists its product as uncharacterized. The transcript has 5 exons. The record is from RefSeq and is a predicted model, not a curated record. Gene Ontology annotation, molecular function: protein binding. Gene Ontology annotation, biological process: signal transduction. NCBI's taxonomy places the organism in Eukaryota, Metazoa, Ctenophora, Tentaculata, Lobata, Bolinopsidae. The coding region runs from base 27 to 641 and encodes 204 amino acids.
AGGAGGAUCAGCAGCUUCAAAAGUCUAUGGAGUCUGUCUCUACUACGAUUGAAAAGGACGCAGCGCUGAGACGGUUCGAACGAACACACUCCCAAACCUCCCUUGACAUCUCAAUGGACAGCGAACAAAAAGCCACGAAGACACUGGACAAGUUGCAGAUGGUGAGAAGAGCAAUACACGGCGUGGAGCAGACACUUGAGUCUGAGGAAGAGAGGCUGGAGAAGCUGAGACAGAAACGAUUCAUUAACCCGCUCCACGAUAUCACAGAGAGCUCGACACCACAGAGGACGUCAGAUGUAGAUGUACACGACAUACCACGCGGUCUACUGAAGCACAUGUGCAGGAUGCUGGACGAGCCACCUUCCUGUGGGUGGAGAAGGAUUGUACCUCUGCUCGGCAUGUCACAUCGACUUAAAGACAUUGAAUCGUCACUGGACAGUCCAACAGCUGAACUAAUUAGAAUUUGGACGAACGAAAACAGAUUGGUUACUUUUCCUGAUCUUAUGGAAGUUCUUAGGUUAGCAGAACAAAUGGAUACCGUAGAAUUCAUUAAGCGGCACCUGCAGUUGAAGAAACGGCUUUCAAAACAAUCGUUCCUCUACUUCCCCAUCGAGAAACAAUCUUCUCCUCCCGCUUCUUAAAUUUGUAAUUUGACUGCUCGGUCAUUUAGUUGAAUGGUUAGUUGAUUUGUUAAUUGAUAUAGAGAGUUGUAUCUCGCGCGAUUACAACGAAGAGCACGUUGGUUUGAGCGGAGAGUGUUUGAGGUGUGAAAUACAGAAAUGUAAUUUGGUUUCCUUGUAAAUAUAAG